Fraxinus pennsylvanica is the source of this 564-nucleotide messenger RNA. The record is from the annotation of a GenBank genome assembly. NCBI's taxonomy places the organism in Eukaryota, Viridiplantae, Streptophyta, Magnoliopsida, Lamiales, Oleaceae.
AUGGUUCUAGCCAACAAUGUCCUUUAUGGGAAUGAAAUUCUUGCUGAUUCUCAUGUCAUACUGGCUGCACAUCAAUUCAAUGAGGUUAGAAAACACGACAAGUCUCCUACAGCUUAUAUCACUCCUGCAACGACACAAUUAGGCAUGAAACAAACUCCAUUCAUGGCAGCGUUUUCAUCCAAAGAUAUAACUGCACCAGGAGUGAGUGUCACAGCAGCCUAUACGAAGGCGCAAGGACCUACAAAUCAAGAUUUUGAUUCACGCCAUAUUUUAUUCAAUUCAGUAUCGGGCACUUCAAUGUCAUGUCCUCGUAUUUCUGGUGUUGUUGGCCUUUUGAAAACCCUUCAUCCAAUUUGGAUUCAGGCUGCCAUUAAAUCCGCUAUCAUGAGUAGUGCUAGUAUUCGCCGUCCAACUGGAAUAUCAGUUUGUAUCAAGCUGGAUACUCUGAAGUUCAAAGAAAUCGGUGAAGAGAAAACAUUCAUACUCACUUUCAAGGCCAGGAAAUCCAAUGCAGCUGGGUACUACGUAUUUGGCCAGUUGACAUGGUCUGUUGGUAAACACUAG